Molecule: messenger RNA, 1071 nt
Organism: Fusarium coffeatum
Lineage: Eukaryota; Fungi; Ascomycota; Sordariomycetes; Hypocreales; Nectriaceae
Exons: 10
Coding region: 1-1071 (356 amino acids)
Molecular function (GO): methyltransferase activity
Source: RefSeq, a predicted model, not a curated record
AUGACUACAUCUUCCGCUGAAGCUCCUGCGGCUCGGUCCGAUCUAGCGUCGGCCGUCGAGUCGGCUCCGGCGCCGCAGCCAGAGUUAGUUCCCGCUGCUGAUCCACAGGACGGCGAUGAGACGGAUGCUGAUUCUGCUGUUGGUGAUGACGCCGCGAGCUCCACUGCUUCUAUCACGAGCAGCAUUCUUGAGUACCGCACUAUCCAGGGUCGCACGUUUCAUAGUGAUCGACACCCUACUGAGUACUUUACUCCUAAUGAUGAGCAGCAGUCUGCGUCGAUUGAUAUCAAUCAUCAGGCUUUGACGCUGCUGUUGGGUGGAAAGUUGUUCCUUGCGCCUAUUAAGGACAAUGUGCAGAAAGUACUUGAUGUCGGUACUGGAACUGGUAUCUGGGCCAUCGACUUCGCAGAUGAAUACCCCGAGGCUGAAGUAAUCGGCUCCGACCUCUCCCCCAUCCAGCCUACUUGGGUCCCCCCGAAUGUCAAGUUCGAGAUCGACGACGCCACCCUCCGCUGGACAUGGGACGAUAACACCUUCGACUUCAUCCACAUCCGUUACCUGUUUGGCGCCAUCAAGGACUGGACGUCUCUGUUCAAGGAGGCCUACCGUUGCUGUGCAAAAGACGGCUGGAUUCAAUCCGCCGAAGCCGAUGUGCACAUCCGAAGUGACGACGGAACCACUGACGACCUUGAUGUUCUGAAGCUCUGGGCUAAGCUGUUCACUGAGGGUGGAAAGCUGCUUGGUAACUCUUUCUUCGUUCAAGAGGGCGAUUUGCAGGAGAAGGGUAUCCAUGAGGCUGGAUUCACCGAUAUCAAGAGUAUUGAGUACAAGUUCCCCAUUGGCGGAUGGCCCAAGGACCCUGAACUCCGCGAAGUCGGAAACUUUGUCCGUGCCACUCUCGAGAACGAUCUCGAAGGCUACACUCUUCUCCUCUGGAAGACCAUCCUCCAGUGGCCCGAGGACGAGUACCAAGUUUUCCUUAUGGAGAUGCGCAAGUUCCUUCGCAACCGCAAGGUUCACCCUUACAUGACCGUCCGAUAUGUCUAUGCUCGCAAGGCAGAGGCUACCUAA